Molecule: messenger RNA, 2262 nt
Organism: Acanthamoeba castellanii str. Neff
Lineage: Eukaryota; Discosea; Longamoebia; Acanthamoebidae
Product: ATPdependent DNA helicase
Exons: 23
Coding region: 1-2262 (753 amino acids)
Biological process (GO): double-strand break repair via nonhomologous end joining; cellular response to X-ray; telomere maintenance
Cellular component (GO): Ku70:Ku80 complex; nucleus
Molecular function (GO): double-stranded DNA binding; damaged DNA binding; telomeric repeat DNA binding
Source: RefSeq, a predicted model, not a curated record
AUGGCGGCAGCUUCGCGGGAGGCCGUGGUGGUGAUAUUGGACGUGGGCGCCUCCAUGGCGACCCAACAGCGCUGCUCUUCUUCGUCCUCGAGGCCGACCAUGGGUGCGUCGUCCUCGUCAGCAGCAGCAGCGUGUGCCUCUGUCUCCACAACGUCGGGGCUGGAGCAGGCGGUCAAGGCCGUGGAGCUGCUGGUGCAGCAGAAGCUCAUGCACCCGUCCCGCGACGAACUGGGCCUCGUCCUCUUCGGCACCCGCGGCACGUGCCUCCUCCUCAUCGCCAUCGUAAUCACCGAAACACACAACCAGCUGUCUGAAGAUGGCUACCAGCACAUCACGGUGGCGCGCGAGAUCAUGGGGGCCGACAUCGAUCUCCUCCGCUACAUCUCCACCAUCACGCCCGAGGGGGCCGACGUCAUCGACGCGUUGAUCGUGGGCAUGGAUCUGCUCAUCCGGAAGACGGCGGGGAAGCGCUACGAGAAGCGCAUCUUCCUCGUCACCGAUGCAGGCUGCCCCGUCAACCAGGACGACCUCGACGUCGUCUGCGAGCAGUUCCUCAAGAUUGAUGCCCGCCUCAACGUCAUUGGGGUGGGCUUCGAGGAGGACGACGACCAACGGGCCGGCUCGCAGGACGACAACGACAAGGCCGAAUUCAAGAGGAAGAACGAGCGCCUCAUCCGCGAGUUCGCCGAGCGCGUGCACGGUGUCGUGGUGCCCGUCCAGCGGGCCAUCGAGAUGAUGAGCUUCAUCAAGCCCAAGCCCGUCCUCCAGCGUACGUCGCACCGCGGUUGCCUGGAAAUUUCCGCCCAUGUCAAGAUACCGGUGUGGAGCUACAUCAAGACCAUGGAGCGGAAGCUGCCCACCCUCAAGAAGGUCUCAGUCGUCUCGCAGCUCUCUGUUUGGGGAGAGGAGGAGGAGGAGGGGCGCCAACUGAAUGCCCCACCCUCGCGUUAUCCGUCCGUGGCGCCGGACGAAAAGGUCAAGGGCUACAAGUACGGCAAGACCCUGGUGCCCUUCUCCAUGGUCGACGAGGCCGUGCUCAAGUACGAGGCUGCCAAGUGCCUCCAACUCAUCGGAUUCACUUCGGCCAAGAACGUGCCCCGGCACCAGUUCCUCGGCAACGUGGAGUGCAUUGUGCCGGAGCCCGGGGAUGGCUCGGCAGCGGCAGCUCUCUCUGCGCUUGCACACGCGCUGGCCGAGACGGGGAGCCUCGCCAUUGUGCGCUACGUGAAGAGGAACAAGGGCAACCCCUAUCUGGGCUGCCUCUCUCCCCACAUCAAGCCAGACUUUGCGUGCCUGUACUUCUGCGCGCUCCCCUUUGCCGAGGACCUCCGGCAAUACCCGUUCGCCUCCCUGGCGCGUCCUUUGCGCAAGGCCUACGCCCCCUCGGAGGAGCAGCUGGAGGCCACCCAGGCCCUGAUUGACUCCAUGGACCUCAUGACCGCCGCUACCGACGAGGACGGCAAUCCGAUGGAGGCGGUGAAGCCCAAGUACACGUACAACCCGGCCCUCCAAAACCUGUACCGGGCCGUACUCCACCGCCUGCAGCACCCCGACGAGCCCUCCCUCCCUCCCGUGGAUCCUGCGAUCCAGGAGGCCCUACGACCCGACCUCGGGCUGGCUGACAAGCUCCGGCCGGCUCUUGACCGCUACAAGGCCGCAUUCACCUUCACGCGAGUCGAGGGAGCUGCGGCCAAGGUUGAACGACGCUACUGGCGGGACCGCCUGGCCGAUACCGACGUGCAGCUGGAAAGCUACGUCCCGGAGGCCAAGAAGCAGCGGAAGAACCCCGAGGAGGAGGGCAUCUCCAUGGAGAGCCUCAUGUCCGGAGCCACGUCGGACGUGGGACCCAUCAACCCCGAGCAGGACUUCAGCGACAUGCUCGCCCGGCGCGACGUGGACCUGGUGGACAAAGCUGUGGAGCAGAUGCAGGGGCGCAUCAAACAGCUGGUCGAGGACAGCGUGGGCACCCAGCUCUACGAUAAGGCCCUCCAGUACAACGAGUUCGUGGACGAGCUGGAGGGCUACUACAGGCACAAGCGGCGGGACGACUUCUGGCGCCUUCUCUGCGCGCGCGGCCUCAACGCCCCCCUCCGCGACACCACGUCCCCUUCUCCCUUCGGCGCCACCACCACCACCGGCAGCGUAACGGCCCAACACACCAAGAGCGAGGACGAGGAAGAGGAGGAAAUCGACGUGACCCGCGACCACGCGGAGGAGGAGGAGGAGGCCACCGCCGACGACCUCUUCGACAUGAUCGAGUAG